AAAACAUUAGGCUGCACCCUGGGAAAUAUUAUAUCGCGCAACCAAAACCUGUCCUCCAAAACCCCCAAAACCCGUUCGCGCACGAGCUCGCUGCCCGGCGCCGCCGACCUCCGCAAGCCCUCAGGCGAGGCUAGGACGGGCACUAGGGAAGACCGAGGAUGGCGUUCUUCCACGCUCGCGACUUCUUGUUCUGCGGAAUGUGCGGGACCCUCCUAUCCUUCGACUCGCUCGACUUCGCGAACUGCCCUCUUUGUGGCUUCAAGCGCGCCGCUAAAGAGAUUGAAGGAAGAGAGACACGGUACACUAUCACAGCUGAGGAUAUCAGAAGGGAGCUAAAGAUUGAACCUUUUGUAGUUCUUGAAACCACUCCCAUCGAUGAAGUGGCACAAAGAGCAGUGGUAAAUGAAUCAUGUCCUCAAUGCCAUCACCCCCAGCUUGAGUAUUAUACCAGACAGCUACGAUCCGCUGAUGAAGGGCAAACGGUUUUCUAUGAGUGCCCAGAAUGCAGAUACAAGUUUUCAGUCAACACAUAAAAAAAUGUUAUUAUCUGUUCCAUUAUGGUCGUCAAACACAUUCCUGAAUGAAUAUACCAAACAAAAACACAUGCCUGACUGUAAACAUGGUUUCAGAUUCAUCUUUAUUUGUAUAGAUCAUAAAUGUUUCGACGCUAAUUUCAAUCAUCAUUGUGUUUGGAUGCCAUUCUUUGUUGCA
Phoenix dactylifera (date palm) is the source of this 711-nucleotide messenger RNA. NCBI's taxonomy places the organism in Eukaryota, Viridiplantae, Streptophyta, Magnoliopsida, Arecales, Arecaceae. The record is from RefSeq and is a predicted model, not a curated record.